AUGUGUCUGUCUUCGUUUCACAUACUUCUCUCUUUCACUCUCUCUCUCUCUCUCUCUUUCCUUCUUUCUCUUUCAUUUUCCCCCCUUUCCUUCUCUACCCCCUCUCUCUUUCACAUUCUUUCUUUCUCCCUGUCUUUCUUUCUAUAUCAUUCCCUCUUUCUUUCACUGUCCUUCGCUCCUACUCUGUUCUUCUCUCUCUCUCUCUCUCUCUCUUUUACUUUCUUUCUACUUGUCUUUCCCUCUCUUCCACUUUCUUUCUUUCUCUUUCACUAUAUUUCUCUUCGUCUUUCCCUCUCUUUCACUAUAUUUUGCUCUCUUUUACUCUCAUUCUCUUUACCUCUCUCUUUCAUUUUCUUUCUCCCUGAUUUCUCUCUUUUUCACCGUCUUUCGUUCUCUUUUUCUCUCUUAUUGUCUUUGCCUCCUUUCUCGCUGUCUCUCUCUGACUCUCUCUGUCUCUCUCUUUGUCUGCCUGUCUUCCUCUCUCUCUCACACACAGACUCUCUCUCUCUCUCUCUCUCUCUCUCUCUCUCUCUCUUAUUUUAA
Molecule: messenger RNA, 543 nt
Organism: Acanthosepion pharaonis
Lineage: Eukaryota; Metazoa; Mollusca; Cephalopoda; Sepiida; Sepiidae
Source: the annotation of a GenBank genome assembly